AUGCAGCCUAUGUUCAUUUAUAUUUGCUUACAUAUUUAUGUUGUUUAUUGUUUCUUAUUGAUUUCCAACUUUGCUAGCUUACAUUUCAAGUCAUUUUUCUUAAACCUGAAGAAGAUGCUUUUAUAUGUUUUCUACAGCACAUCUACUGCACUUGGAUUCUUUGUGGUGGCACACACCUUUAAUUCCAGCACUCUGGGAGGUUCAGUAGGAGAACUGCAAGUUCAAGCCUAGCCCGUGAAAAUUAGUGACUUAAGUGAGAUCUUGUCUCAAAAAAACCUUUUUUUAAAAAUAGGUGGGAUAUGUGGCUCAGUGUGACAGCCCACCAUCUCUAGUACCAUAAGAAACAAAACACACAAAAAAAAACCUGUCAGUUUGACUUUUAUAAAAAAUAUUUUCAUUAAAUAUAGAAUUAGAGGCUUGAGGUUCUGGUCUUAGCCAUUUGAAGAUGUUAUUUCACUUUUAUCUGAUUUUUUACUGUUUUUGAAAGAUCUCCUGUUUGAAGGCAAUAUGUUUAAAAUCUGAUAUUUUUUCUCAAUUUUAGAAAAUUCUCAACCAUACUUGGUUUUUCUCAGAUUUCAGUUACAGUUAUUAUAGACUCAUUUACAAUAUCUCAUGUGUUUCUUUUUAUUUUUCUUGUAUUUUUCAUUCUCUUUUGUUUUUGUUUUGAUCUUUGACUUUUACUUCUCAUAUAUCCUCUGAUCCACAAAUUUUUCUUCCUCAGUGGCUAAUUUGCUCUUAAACAUCUGCAUUAAUUCUUUGAGUGAAUUUUUCAGUUCUAUAAUUGUAGCUGUCUUUCCCAAACCUAACUUGUUGCCGUUUAUAAUUCCCAUUUUUUUGUCCUGUGCUCUCAAUAUUGUUUUUCAAUUCCUAGAAAUUUCAUACUUUUCACACAUAUAUCUGGUACUUGUUCCUGUUAUAUUUUCUCCUAUCCUUCACUUGGUGGUUUGUUCCAACAUUUUCAAUAUGUGUUGAAAUUGUGUCUUAAAAUGCUUGUGGAAUUAAUUUGAAGCUCAUAGGGUAGCUUGGCAUUUUUCUCCUGGUAGGUAAUUUUCACUGUAAAAAGCACAAACCACUGAGUAUGAUCAUAUUUGUAUUUUAAUAUCACUUAAUUACUACUAACACAAGCACCGUAUAUUUUAACAAUGUACAAAACCUACUUCCUUCUUUCCUGUAGUUUGUUUCUCAUGAAUUUCCUUUGCUGUAGUAUUAAAUGUGCAAGUAGGGAAUUUUGUAUAAUCUCAGGUGCAGGCGUAAAUUAGUGUUUUGAUAUUGUAUUGGUCAGCUUUCCCAUUGCUAGGACAAAAUAUUGAUAUCUACAACUUCAGAUCAUAGUCAGAGGGCUCCAAGGCAGAAACAAGAUGGUGAAAGUUGUGGUGAAGGAAGUUGCUUACUUCCUGGCAACCGGAAAACAGAGACUGGGGGAGACUCAGAGAGAAAGGGACCAGAGACCGGAUAUAGUCCUCAUGUCACUCCUCCAUGAUUCUUCCAGAUGCACCCAGAGCUAAUCCCCAAGAUUUGAAAUCAGAAGCACAGCUACCCAGGAACACGCAACUCACAAUUGUGUAUGGAUUCAUAUGGGAAAUGCUUACGACCAACCAUGCAAUAUUUCCUCAUUCAGUAUCUGUGAGAAGCUCCUGUCAGGGAGAGGAGAGCUCAGCACUCCUCUUUCUGCUUGGCGCCCGGUGGCCCUGACGCUGCUGACUUUGUGCCUGGUGUUGCUAGCUGGCUUGGCUGCCCUGGGCCUUGUGUUUUUUCAGUUCUAUCAGCUCUCCAACAUUCAGCAAGCCCUCAUCACCGAGAAGGAAGUAAGGUUGGGGAAUCUGUCCCAGCAGCUGCAAUCUCUUCAACUUAAAAACAAGAAGCUCGCGGAAACUCUGCAGCGCGUGGCUGAAAAACUCUGUCGUGAGCUCUAUAACAAAAGUGGAGGACCCAGGUGUAGCCCUUGCCCAGAGAAAUGGAAAUGGCGUGGGGACAAAUGUUACCAGUUCUACAGAGACAGUAAGAGUUGGCAGGGCUGUGAAUACUUUUGCAAUGCUGAGAACUCUACUAUGCUGAAGAUAAACACACAAGAAAUUCUGGACUUUUCCAUGCUUCAGAGCUACUCUGAGUUUUUCUACUCUUAUUGGACAGGGCUCUCCCGCAAUGGCAGUGGCAAGGCCUGGCUGUGGAUGGAUGGAACUCCUUAUUCCUUUGAACUGUUCGAGAUAAUAAUAGAUGCCAGCAGUCUGAGAAACAGGGACUGUGUGACCAUCCUCAAUGGCAAGGCCUUCUCCAAAGACUGCAGAGAGCUGAGGCGGUGUGCAUGUGAGAGGACGGCCGCAAGAGUGGAUCCCGAGAAGCUGCUCUAGCUGCCCUGAGUCUCUGGGUGGGGACGCUCACCGUUCAGCUCCCACUCCAACCCAAAGGCCAGGCCGUGUGAGGCCAGCACAAGGGAUUAUGCAAUGUGAGACACUGGAAGUGGAACAUGUUCAGGAAAAGCAAUUUCUUUUCUCCUGCUCAGGAUCACCAGCCUUUCUGAGCUUGAGCUUUGGCACAUAUAUACCAAUCAGAAGUCUUGUUCAUGGAGCACUGACUGGCCCCAGAAACCCAUGAAGCUGUCAUCUACCUUCUUGAUUUGGAGAUAAAUUUUUAGUUUUCUUCCUUCUUAGCACCUGGUGUUACUGCCUUGUUUCCUUGUCUUCCGUUUGCUUAAAGAAGAACCUUACUGAAGUAGAAGAAUUCAGUGGAAAUGGUGUUGCUUGCUCCAGCAAUCAGGUGGCCCAGGAGAAAUUUGCAGACAUUUACCAUACUUGCUGCUGAGUAUACAGCUAAUUCUGUGUGUUCCCAUUUUAUACUUGUUCAGCCUCUCAGUAAGAGUCAAUGUGCUUUGCCAGUGGCCAGCUGUCCAACUGAGAUAUCUCUCUUUAUGAGAUGUUAAAUUCUUAUAAAUAUACCUCUUUGUGCCCAUGAAGAUUCCAAGAACUGUUUCUUUUCCCUAGGAAUUUAUUUUCAGUAAUGUCAAUUAAAUAUUCCCAACUAAAUUCUACAUCAGAAUCACUGCCUCUUCAAAGAGAUUGAAGACAAGAAAGAGAAAAAGUCUCUCUUAAUUGCACCUGGCAUGGUUUGGGUUCAGUUGUCACUGCCUCCCAUUUGAUCCAUGUUUAUAUUUUUCAGGUACUAAAGAUUUAAUAAUAAUAAAUUAAAUAAUGUGAAGUA
Messenger RNA from Chinchilla lanigera (long-tailed chinchilla), 3195 nucleotides. It is a transcript of the gene Clec1a, whose product is annotated as C-type lectin domain family 1, member A. NCBI's taxonomy places the organism in Eukaryota, Metazoa, Chordata, Mammalia, Rodentia, Chinchillidae. The transcript has 7 exons. The coding region runs from base 1575 to 2348 and encodes 257 amino acids. The record is from RefSeq and is a predicted model, not a curated record.